AUUCAUAUUAUGAGCGUCCCUUGUUGAUUUGCAGGGGAAGAUCAGACACAUCCAGUCUCCAGAAGUUCCGACAAGACUCUAUAAAGUACAAAAUGCUGCAAAAUACCGGAAAGCUGUCAGGGUGCACCCUGUUUAUCACUGGAGCAAGUCGGGGCAUUGGAAAGGCCAUCGCUCUCAAAGCUGCCCGGGAUGGUGCCAAUGUGGUAAUCGCAGCCAAAACUGCUGAGGCGCACCCUAAACUACCUGGGACUAUCUACACAGCUGCUGAGGAAAUUGAAGCAGCAGGUGGGAAGGCCCUGCCAUGUAUUGUUGAUGUACGUGAUGAGACACAGAUCAAUAAUGCCUUGGAAAGUGCAGUACAGAAAUUUGGAGGAAUUGAUAUUUUGGUGAACAAUGCCAGUGCGAUCAACCUCACCGGGACACUGGACACACCCAUGAAAAAAGUGGAUCUUAUGCUCGGUAUCAAUCUCAGAGGAACGUAUCUGACGUCCAAACUGUGUAUCCCACAUCUCCUGAAGAGCAAAAGCCCUCACAUUCUUAACCUCAGUCCUCCCCUGAACCUAAAUCCCAUCUGGUUUAAAAAUCACACAGCUUACACCAUGGCAAAAUACGGCAUGUCCAUGUGUGUACUUGGAAUGGCUGAAGAAUUCCGAGGAUCCAUUGCAGUCAAUGCUUUAUGGCCACGGACAGCUAUUCAAACGGCUGCGAUGGACAUGCUGGGUGGAUCCGAAAUAGGAAAACAGUGCAGGAAGGUGGCUAUUAUGGCUGAUGCUGCAUAUGCCGUCCUCAGCAAACCUGUUGGCUUUACAGGACAGUUCAUCAUUGAUGAAGAUAUCCUAAAGAAAGAAGGCGUUAAUGACUUUGAUGUAUAUGCAGUUAAGCCCGGUCAUCCAUUGCUUCCUGACUUCUUCUUGGACGAAGAGCCCGAGAAGCUUGAGAAGAUGAUGUUGGAUCACGGUGCCACUCCAGCUUUCCAGGCAGGAAAAACAGUAACAGAAAUGCCCAGCGGACCCAUCGCUUACACAUUUAAAAUACUCAGUGGUGUGAUUAAUUCAGACGUUGUCAAAUCCACACAGGGUAUUUACAAAUUCGAACUUUCUGGGGAACAUCCUGGAAUUUGGUACAUUGACCUGAAAAAUGAUAGCGGCAGUGCAGGCAGUGGAGAACCAUCGGGUAAAGCUGAUGUGGUCAUGAGCAUGGACAGUGCUGACUUCACCAAGAUGUUUACAGGAAAGUUAAAACCAACCAUGGCCUUCAUGUCUGGAAAGCUGAAGAUCAAGGGUGACAUGGCUUUGGCGAUCAAAAUGGAGAAGAUGAUGGCCUUAAUGAACAAGUCAAAGUUGUAAUAGGAAUGCCCUGUUUUCUGCCUAAAUUAGUACACAAUUAGUAAAUUCAAUGUGUCUGUUUUUAGUGAGGGUGUAUUAAAUCAUUAGCUAAAUGCAUUUUAAGACAUUCUUGCUUUUAUAGGAAUGCAACGUUUCAACAUGCUACAUGUUUUGUAUUCAUUUGAAUAAUAUCAAACAAAGAAAUAUAACAGACCUCACUAAACCCAACACAUUUGACCUUCAGUUGUAUUUUACUAGCACCAAAUAAAACAACUACACUCUUGUA
Trichomycterus rosablanca is the source of this 1611-nucleotide messenger RNA. RefSeq names its product hydroxysteroid dehydrogenase like 2 (gene hsdl2). The coding region runs from base 93 to 1346 and encodes 417 amino acids. Lineage: Eukaryota; Metazoa; Chordata; Actinopteri; Siluriformes; Trichomycteridae. The transcript is spliced from 11 exons. The record is from RefSeq and is a predicted model, not a curated record. Gene Ontology annotation, cellular component: mitochondrion.